AUGAUAUAUGAUCCCAUCGAUUUCGAGGCUUUGAAAAAGGAAAUCAAAAACGAAGAGGAAAAUAAUAACUCCAGAGCUGAUAACCGACAUAAUCUCUUAUCAAAUGCAAAAAUAAAAUUCAAAAUAAUAAGUCCCUUCUACCUAUAUAAUUAUAUGCAACUUCUUUUAGACCAGGGGAAAAAUAAAAGUAUAUUUAUCGUAGACAUAAGAAAUGGAAACUUCCAUAAUCAAGAAUAUAUUAAAAAUUCUAUACACAUAAGUGAUACUAACAAAAUAAAUGGAAUUAAAAAUGAAAUAAUAAAAAAAAAAAACGAAAAUAUUAAAAUUAUAUUUUAUGAUAAUGAAGAUGCUCAAGAACUAAAUAAGUAUCAAAAUAUUGUGGCUUUUCAUUUUUCAGAUCUUAAAGCUGAUUUAUAUUUUUUAAAAGGAGGUUAUACAAAUUGGAAAAAAGAAUUCUAUUUUCUUUGCUUAAAGGGUGAUCAAAAAGAUGGUUCUAUUCCUGCUACUAUUGUAAAUAAUAAUCUUAAUAUCAUAACUAAGCAUAUUAAUAGUGCCAGAAGUAUCGACUCUUUGGCUCCAUAUAUUAACUAUCCCAUAAAAAUAUGUGACAAUGUCUAUGUAGGAAAUAUGAUCCAUAUUAAUAAUAUGCUUGUAUACAGAUAUUUAGAAAUAUCAUGUGUAUAUGAUUUUACUUCCUCUGGUUUUGCUGUGAAAAAUAAUAAAGAUGUCAAAUAUUUAAGGUACAAUACUACAAAAGGAGAAUUUGAAUAUAAAAACACCCAAAAAGAUGCCUCCAUAAAUUAUAUUACCUUUUUAGAUAACAGUAUGAUUUAUCAUAUUAUAAGUAGUAUGGUUUUAAACAUAAAUUUUGGCCAUGUAGAAGACGAUAAAAUUGAAAAUAAUUCUGAUAAUGCUAUAAACAAAUCUGGACAAAAUAUAUUAGAAAGUAAUGCUAUUAUGAAUAACAAUAAGCAUCAGCCUAAUAAUUUUAAAAAAAAUAUUUUAAUAAUAUGCAAUGAUGGAAUAAAAGAAGAAUCAAACAAACAAAAAAUCAACAGUAUUAGUUUAAUAAUUUCGAUGUGUUAUAUUAUAUAUAGUAAAAAGUAUAACCUUAAUUUAGCAAUUGCUUAUAUGAUUAAAAUAUGCAAUAAUCUGAGUAUAGCUUCUCAAACGAGAACGAUUUUACAAAAUUUUUACAACUACUUAGUACGAAUUAAUUUUAAUAUACAUAUAAACCCCUCUUCUAAGGAUAAUAUAAAUAAUCGAAAAUGUAAAAUUGAAAAUUCUAAAGAUUCUUCUAUUAAUACUAUGGAUAAACCUCCUAAUAAUCAUAAUAACAGAGACACACAACAACCACAAAUUAAUAAUUCAAAUAAAGAAAUAGUAAUAGAUGCUUUAAAAAAUGAAGAACUUCUUAACUUAAUUAAAAAAUAUGAAAUAAAUAUUUCCCAUAUUCUACUAGAUUAUUCAAAGGAAUAUGUUGUUUACAUAAAUAAAGAAUACAUAAUAGAAGAUAUUGAAAUAAUUGAAGAAAAAGCUCAAGAAAUUGAAUAUACUUAUUAUGAAUAUUUAAUUCAAUCUCUGUUAUAUUACAUAUAUAAUAAAAAGGACCAAGAUAUAAACCAUGAUAAAAUAAAUAGUUUAUUAAAAAUAUUAAAAAAUAUCAAUAGUGAUAAUAAAAUAGACAACUCAUAUAAAUUCCCUUAUUGCUCAUUAAUUUUAAUAAACUUAUGUAAAAUCCUUAAUUUUGAAAAUUCAACUGAAUUCGAAAAUGCAGAAAAAAUAAAAUAUGAAUCGUAUACAAAUAUUCAAUUUGAUAUAUUUUCCAUAUUAUGUAAUAGUAUUAUUACAUGUAUUGAUUUUAUUAUAUACAAUUAUGAAAAUAAUUGCAAUUUUAAAAUAACUUCAAAAGAAUACGAAUUAACGAUAAAGACUACAUCUCAGGACUUAAAAGAUAAAUCUAUUGAUAAAAAUAUUUAUAUGAUAUUUUUAUCAUUAAAAUAUUUAUUAAGUGUUUUUUUCCAGUUUUAUCUUCAUCCGUCUAUUUCGAAAAACAAAUUUUCAUAUAUAGACCAAAUAUAUAAUACACUACAACAAAUUGAUAAGUUCGCAGAUUAUUAUUAUUCUAUUUUUAAUAUAAAUAUUAACUCAUUUCUAAAUAACAACUAUAAGGCACAAAUAUGCCCCUUUGAUUAUUUGCCACUUUACCUUUCCGAUAUAUUAAGGCCAUUUAUUAUAAUCACCAAUUACCUGGAGUAA
Messenger RNA from Plasmodium vinckei vinckei, 2259 nucleotides. RefSeq names its product mitogen-activated protein kinase phosphatase 1, putative. Lineage: Eukaryota; Apicomplexa; Aconoidasida; Haemosporida; Plasmodiidae. The record is from RefSeq and is a predicted model, not a curated record. The transcript has a single exon. Bases 1 to 2259 code for a protein of 752 amino acids.